AAGCCAGCCAUGAUGUGUUUUCACAAGUGGUUGAUUGUGGAUUUUGUGCUGUUUGAAAUCUAAGAGAGAGGUGACUUUCUUUGUAUUUUUGGAGCAAAGGAGAAACUGGACCCAUGACUGGAAAGAUAAUAUCAGGGAGGAUAUUGUUAACAUACCUGGGGAAGGUAACAGGGAAGCAAACAAAUAAGCCAAUCCAGGGGAAGCAUGGAGUUAAAGAGAAUGCUCUACUAUGAAGCAGGGUUUUUAAAACCCACUCCUUCCAAGUCCUUGAGCUCAAAAACCAAAUAUUUGCAUAAGGACCUGGUAAAGGAUUCCAGCUUCCUGGUUCAUGACAUUGCCGCAUGGAUCAUUUUCAAAAUUAACACCACCUCCUGUUUCACCAGUGGCUGAUUCUGCCUUGCUCCCAGCGCCCAGCGGUCAGGGAACAGGACUGCCCGGACCCAGCAAUGUGCACAUUUCAGACCCAGAUGUGCCAACCUCAGGAUUGUAUUUUGAGCCUGAGCCAAUGUCUUCCACAAACAAUUAUUUUCAACCCCGUGAAUUUUCCACUUGUGUUUCUUGUGAAGAAAAUCCAAGCUGCCUGGACCAGAUCUUUGAUUCCUAUCUGCAGACAGAAACAUCCCCAGAACCUUUGUUCAACUCCACACCAAGCACUCCCUACUAUUUUCCAGAGGGCUUCCAAGCGACCCCUUUCUGCUUUAAUCAGAGUCUGACCCCAGGAUCACCUUCAGAUUCCUCCAGUCUCUCUGGCUCCUUUGACUACAGUUACUCACCAGCCCAGCUGCCUUCAUAUGCUCCUGAGAGUUACAACUCUCCCCCAUCUCUGGACACCCUAAACCCUGGCUUCCCUCCAGACAACUGCUCCUACCACCAUUUGUCCUCACACACCCAGUACAACUGCUUCCCUGCAGCCACCACCUCGGUCUGCUACUGCGCCUCCUGUGAGACAGAGCACGUGGACAUCCUCAGAACAUCUGAGUACUUCUACCCAAGCCCAGACUGUGCGGACUUUGCCCCCUCAGUGGCCACCACCAGCGAUUUCUAUAGGAGGGAAGCAAACUGUGACCUCUGCUAUAGUUAAUACAAGUUAUAUGUAUGAAUUAGGAGCGUGGUAUGGGCAUAUCUAUUUUUCUACCACAUGUCACUCUUCUUCAAUUUCCUGACACUAACAUAGGCGUUCAUGUGAAGUCUUCAAACCUGGUCAUAGUGCCACUCUUCUUUUAUACAUGCACAGUUAAAAUUUUUGUAGAACACUUCUAAUUUUUUUACUUUCCUGUGUUAUAAACAAGUUCUCUUUUUUACACUAAUAAAUA
This is a messenger RNA of Dipodomys spectabilis (banner-tailed kangaroo rat), 1313 nucleotides long. It is a transcript of the gene Pou2af3, whose product is annotated as colorectal cancer associated 2. Lineage: Eukaryota; Metazoa; Chordata; Mammalia; Rodentia; Heteromyidae. Gene Ontology annotation, cellular component: cytoplasm. The record is from RefSeq and is a predicted model, not a curated record. The transcript has 4 exons. The coding region runs from base 329 to 1081 and encodes 250 amino acids. Gene Ontology annotation, molecular function: DNA binding; POU domain binding.